AUGUCGGGCUUCGCCGAAGCCAAGCGGGAUGAGACCCUCGCGGUCGAGGAUGGGAACCGAGAGAAGAGCAUGAGCCAACAUGCCGACAUUCUAGUCGACAAGGAACUCAUGACCGAUGCGCAAAAUGCGGAGAACCGUGAGCACGAGAUGACCCUUUGGGAGGCCGUCAAGGACCAUCCUAUGGCUUGUUUCUGGGCCUUCAUUUUCUGUUUUACAAUUGUGAUGGAGUCAUUCGAUAUGUUCUUGAACGGUAACUUUGUUGCUCUUACCGCGUUCAAGGAAAGGUACGGCGUUCACGUCGCAGGAGAAGCCACCAAGUCCAUUCCGACGAAAUGGCAGAGUUCGCUCUUCCAAGCUGGUCAAUGUGGAGCUUUUGUCGGUGUCUUCCUCGCUGGACCCAUUACCAACCGUCUCGGUUAUCGAUGGACCACCAUCUUGGCUCUGAUGCUUAUGAACGCAACAAUUUUCAUCUCUUUCUUCGCUGAUUCACUCGCUGUUCUUGUCAUUGGUCAAGCUUUUGAAGGUGUUCCCUGGGGCAUGUUCAUUGCCAAUUCCCCUGCUUACGCCAGUGAGGUCGUUCCUCUCGUCCUUCGUGGUGCCUGCACAGCCACUCUCCAGAUGUCAUGGUCAAUCGGUGGAAUCAUCGUUGCCGCCGCUACCCUUGGCUACAAUAAACGAAACGACCAGUGGGCCUGGCGUGGACCUCUUGCCCUACAAUGGGUUUUUCCUCUUCAGACACCGAUCAUGGUGCUUAUCUUUUUCGCACCUGAAAGCCCCUGGUGGCUGGUACGACGUGGGCGCAAAGAGGAAGCUCUAAAUUCCAUCAAGCGCCUCGGUCGUCGUAAUGGAACUCAGGCGGCUGCCGAAGAUACACUCGCCAUGAUGGAACGUACUGUUCAGAUUGAAGCGCAUAUGGGUGGUGAACCUCGCUUGAUCGACCUCUUUAAGGGCACUGAUCUCCGCCGAACGAUGAUCACUUGUUUGAUCUAUGCAUCGCAAAACUUUGCUGGUAACUUGAUCGCCAACCAGGCCACAUUUUUCUUCGAACAGGCUGGAAUGUCCACAGACUUCUCCUUCAAGCUGAACCUGAUCAACUCGUGCCUGCAGCUGAUUGCCAACAUGUGCUCCUGGCCGUUGAGCGGCUGGUUUGGCCGUCGAACCAUCUACCUGACAGGAACGGCCAUCAACGUCGCCCUCCUCUUCCUCCUCGGCAUUUGCGCCUCGAUCGAGCAGAACAAAGCUACCAACUAUGCCCAGGCCUGCCUAGGUGUGGUCAUCUCUUUCGUUUUUGCCGGAGCCAUGGGUCCCAUCUCAUACUCCAUCAUUGCGGAAACUUCGUCAAUCCGUCUCCGUGCCCUGAGCACGGGUGUUGGUCGAGCGGCCUACUACGUGGCGGAAAUUCCCAUGAUCUACCUCGCCUCGCGCAUGCUCAACCCGACCGGUUGGAACAUGGCCGGCAAGUGUGGAUACGUCUGGGGAGGUACUGCUUGCGUCUGUUUCGUCUCGGCCUACUUUGGUCUUCCUGAAUUCAAGGACCGCUCUUACCGUGAGCUCGACAUCUUGUUCAGCCGCAAGAUUUCCGCCCGGAAGUUCAAGUCGACCAUCAUCGACGUCAGAGAGAACGAGUAA
Molecule: messenger RNA, 1629 nt
Organism: Pyrenophora tritici-repentis Pt-1C-BFP
Lineage: Eukaryota; Fungi; Ascomycota; Dothideomycetes; Pleosporales; Pleosporaceae
Source: RefSeq, a predicted model, not a curated record